AGCAAUGUUACAAAUGAGAAGAAGUCGAAGAAACGGAAAGUAUUGAAUAUUGAAAAGAUUACUGGCGUUUCAAUGGAGGAGUUGAUGAGAGAAGAAGAGGACGAAAAGCCUAUUGACUCAACGACUUCCAGUUCGAAACAAUCUUCAGCAUCAAAAGUGCUCAACCUUCCAAAUCCAAAGAAAUCGAUCAAUGGUUCUUCAAAGUUGGAAAAUGGUGAUUCAAUUAGUCGUAGUUCUGAUGAAAGAGGCCAUGAUUCGUUAUUAGAAGAGCCGUCUUCUGUAAAACAAGAUCAAACUCCGGCGAUUACAUAUAAGACUGUCUAUCGAACUUCCACUCCUUCUACUGUUUCCGUUUCACCCCCAACUGCAACUACAACUGCAACUGUAACAGACACACCAGCACCGCGUAUAACGUCUGGGUAUGGCGGUAGCUUUUCACAGAGCCAGUAUGAAGCAUUCAUGCGUCGAUCAGGGAUGCUCGACACAGUGAACGCAGAGUCCACGUCUUCCAUCGAGUUUAUGGGAGAAAAUAUGAAAUGCUAUGAUAAAGAAAUGAUUCGAGCUCUGAAGGAUGGAUCCGUGAUUGAGCUGGACUCGAACUCCAUUCAUAAUCACCUAGAACAGCCAGGAAAUGAAUAUUGGGAACACAGAGAGGUUGGGUUCUGCAUGAACGCUCAUUGUUAGAAACGAGCAAAGAUCGCUGAGCAAUUCGGCAAGUACGCUCACACAGCGCCAACCCAGUUGCAGCAGACGCGAAACCAGAUAUCCUACUUGGCUACAAAGGCCAUUGAUGAUUUGAUGGAUUUGGACAAGCGGCGAGCGAAUGCCCGGAAGACGCGAAAAGAGAUUCGUGCAAAAUACGGAUGGUAGUUGCUGUUUUUGAAUUGUUUGAUAUACAAUCAAGGGCUUGACACUUCUUUAUACAGAGGAAAAGAGGCGUUCAAUUGUACCCCCAUAGUGCUAGAUUUUCUCUCCAUAUCUGAUUGAUAUACCAUUCAUCACUAAGAAAUGAAGUACAAGUAUGUCGAUGCGUCCAUUCUGCUGAAGAGAAAGCAAUUAGACGUGAGGGUGGUGUGAUGUGGUUUCGUUUGAAUUAUUACAAUGGGAAUUGUUUUGUUUUUGUUCUCUCUAUUUGUGGAGUCGUACCUAACGUUGUUUUAGUCCUUCUGUGUCUUCUUCUCGUCGCACUACCCGCAAGGCUCACUUCACGGCCCCUUCUCACAUCCGCCGUGUGAUGAUGUCUUCUCCCCUGUCUGAGGCGCUCAAGAACAAGUACAACGUCAACGCUAUGCCCAUUGUGAAGGGAGACAAGGUGAAGAUCCUCCGUGGUUCCUACAAGGGUAAGGAGGGAAAGGUCACCGAGGUCUACAGAAAGAAGUGGGUGAUCCACGUCGAGGGAAUCAACCGCGACAAGGUCAACGGAUCCAGCGCGAAGGUGGGCAUUGAUGCUUCCAAGGUGGAGAUCAUCGAGCUCAAGCUGAGCAAGGACCGCAAGGCUAUUCUGGACCGCAAGAGCCGUGCUGCUGGAGAGAAGUAUACCGAAAAGGAAGUUGCUAACCUUGAUUAAGUGAGAGCAGGAGCUUCAUGAAUUGGUAUAUUUACA
Molecule: messenger RNA, 1603 nt
Organism: Blastocystis hominis
Lineage: Eukaryota; Bigyra; Opalinata; Blastocystidae
Exons: 3
Coding region: 1238-1567 (109 amino acids)
Biological process (GO): cytoplasmic translation; ribosomal large subunit biogenesis
Cellular component (GO): ribosome; cytosolic large ribosomal subunit
Molecular function (GO): structural constituent of ribosome; RNA binding
Source: RefSeq, a predicted model, not a curated record